Messenger RNA from Mycena indigotica, 465 nucleotides. Its product is annotated as Integrase/recombinase xerD. The coding region runs from base 1 to 465 and encodes 154 amino acids. The transcript has a single exon. Lineage: Eukaryota; Fungi; Basidiomycota; Agaricomycetes; Agaricales; Mycenaceae. The record is from RefSeq and is a predicted model, not a curated record.
AUGAAUGUCUCCAAACACAAAUCAUACAAAAACCUCAACUCCGUCCUCUUCCCUCUCCACACUUUCUUCGCCAUCCUCACGGCACACCCCCCCCGCGUGUGGGAGCAACGGGCGUACUUCUACCGCUACCUUACGCACAUCAGCACGCUGGCAACAGAGUAUGAAUGGGCGGCGGUCCUUGAGUACCAUACGCUCUACUUCAAUCGGCGGCGGAACGAGAUGCUGGAGGGGUCAUACGAAGGAUGGGCGGAGCCUGAAAUUGGACUUCUCAGCUCCCACGUGUACCCGCACCGGAAGCCGAUCUCGGUCAGCGCCAAGGCCACGUCAAAGAAGCCGCCAAGCUCGACGGAUCCUUGCCGCAACUACAACCUGGGUAAAUGCGCGUCUCCAUGUGCAUGGGGCCGGCCCCAUAUCUGCUCUUCGCCUGGCUGUGGCAAGGAGCACCCACUCACACAACACAAAUAG